Canariomyces notabilis is the source of this 3572-nucleotide messenger RNA. RefSeq names its product transcription elongation factor Spt5. The transcript has 3 exons. The coding region runs from base 160 to 3375 and encodes 1071 amino acids. NCBI's taxonomy places the organism in Eukaryota, Fungi, Ascomycota, Sordariomycetes, Sordariales, Chaetomiaceae. Gene Ontology annotation, cellular component: DSIF complex. The record is from RefSeq and is a predicted model, not a curated record. Gene Ontology annotation, biological process: transcription elongation by RNA polymerase II; regulation of transcription by RNA polymerase II; regulation of DNA-templated transcription elongation. Gene Ontology annotation, molecular function: mRNA binding; protein binding.
GCCGAUGGCCAGCAUCCAAAGCUGCCUUUGUUUCUUUGCCAAAACCCAAUCCCCAUCACUUCCUUGCCUCUCAGAAUCGCCGCUGAGACCUUAGUAACCACGGUUAUUUUUUGCGGCUCAUCACUCUUGAAUUCCCAGUCAACCGCGCGCGCAACAGGGAUGGCGUCAAACGCCUUCCAGUUCGGGGGCGACUCCGAGUCGGAAGACGACAAUUUCAAUCCAGCACCCGCCGAUUUGUCCGAUGACGAGAAUGAGGGAGACCAGGCCAGUGAGCGAAAUGGCAAGACUGGGCGCCGCGGAAGCAGCCCUGCUGCUGACGAACAAAGCCCCGAGGACGAGGAAAAUGAGCGACCCUCCAAGACCGCGCCGAAAUCCGGCGGCGAUGAUGAAGAGGAAGAAGAUGGCGCCGAAGACGCGCAAGCUGCCGAUGACGAAGAAUUGGAAGAAGUAGAAGAGGAAGAGGAAGAAGAGGAAGAGGAGGAAGAGGAGGAUGAUGAGGAUGAUGAUGUCCAGCAUCGUCACCGUCGCAAGCGACGCAAGGAUCACCGCGCAGCUUUCUUCGAUAUCGAAGCCGAGGUCGAGGAUGAGGACGAAGCUGAGGACGAGGAAAAAGACGGCGAGGAAAUAGAGGAUUUCAUUGACAAUGCCCACCCCGACGAUAUCGCCGAGAGCGGCCAUCUCGAUGACGACAGGAGACACCGCGAGCUCGACCGCCGUCGCGAGUUGGAAUCCAGUCUUGAUGCUGAGAAGCAGGCUGAGAUCCUGCGGAAGCGCUACGGUAAACGCGCGCCCGCUCGAGGGUUUGGGGAUAUGGCAGUUGUCCCCAAGCGUUUGCUGCUCCCUAGCGUCGAUGACCCUAGCAUCUGGGCUGUCAGGUGCAAGGAGGGUAAGGAACGUGAGGUCGUCUUCUCCAUUACCCGUCGCAUCGAGGAAAGAUUGGGCACCAAGAAUGAGGUACCCAUCACGGCAGCAUUCGAGCGCGGCGGCCCCAACUCGGUCAUGAAGGGCUACAUCUACGUCGAGGCUCGCCGACAGAACGACAUCAUGAUUGCUCUCGACGGUAUCCUCAACGUUUACCCGCGGACAAAGAUGAUGCUUGUAGAGCUCAAGGACAUGCCGGACCUCUUGCGGGUUACGAAGACUCCUAAUCUGGAGCCUGGCGCCUGGGUGCGUCUGAAGAAGCCUGCCAAGCACGCCGGUGACCUCGCACAAGUUCUGGAUGUCACCGAGAACGGCCUGGAAGCGCGUGUUCGUUUCAUCCCCCGCCUCGACUAUGGUGUUCGCGAUGAUGCCUUGUCGACACUUACAGCAGAUGGGAAGCGGAAGCGGCCUGGCAUGCCUGGGCCCCGCCCACCUCAGCGUCUGUUCAGCGAGGUCGAAGCCAGAAAGCGGCAUCCUCGCCAUAUCACCGGCAACCCGCAGACAAACACUUGGACAUACAUGGGCGAGGACUUUGAGAAUGGUUUCCAGGUCAAGGACAUCAAAAUUCAGCAGCUUGAGGUCAACAAUGUUAAUCCCACCUUGGAAGAGGUCACCAAAUUUGCCGGCGGCUCAGAGGACGGCACCGAGAAUCUCGAUCUCAAGGCGCUCGCGGCCAGCCUGAAGAGCAAUGCGAAAGUUGCCUAUGUCCCUGGGGAUGUCAUUGAGGUCUACGAGGGCGAGCAACAGGGCGUUGUCGGCAAGGCAGUCAAUGUCCAGGGCGACAUCGUUACUCUCAAGGUGACCGAAGGAGACCUGAAAGGCCAGACCAUUGAGGUUCCCAACAGGGGCCUCCGCAAGCGUUUUAGGCCCGGCGACCACGUCAAGGUCAUUGGCGGAAGCCGUUUCCGUGACGAGGUCGGUAUGGUCGUCAAGAUUGUCGACGACCGCGUCACUCUCCUGACAGACCAGACCAACACCGAGGUAACCGUAUUCAGCAGGGACUUGCGCGAGGCCAGUGACAUUGGUGGUCAAGGGUCUCUCGGCCAGUAUUCCCUGUUGGACUUGGUGCAGCUCGACCCAACCACUGUGGGGUGUAUCGUCAAGGUCGACCGUGAAUCCAUGGUUGUUCUUGAUCAAAACGGCGAGAACAGGCAGGUCUUGCCCUCACAGAUCACCAACAAGCUCCCAAAGCGCAAGACAGCCGUCGCCGCAGACCGCAAUGGUUCCGAAAUCCGGCUCGACGACGUGGUUCGCGAGCAUGGCGGGCAGCAGCGUCAGGGAAAAAUUAUACACAUCCACAGAUCUUUCAUCUUCCUACACAGUCAUGCCAGCACAGAGAAUGCCGGCGUGUUUGUUACCCGGGCCGGCAACGUCACCACCAUCGCAGCGAAAGGCGGCCGCAUUACCAACGCAAACUCAGGCCCUGACUUGAAUUCGAUGAAUCCGGCUUUGAAGCGAAAUCCGGCAGCCAAUAGUAACAAUAUGCAGGCUCCUCGGAGGUUCGGCCCGGACAGGGCCAUCAAUCAGACGGUGACGAUCCGGCGGGGUGGUUACAAAGGCUUGCUGGGCAUCGUCAAGGAUACCACCGACACACAUGCACGCGUUGAGUUGCACACCAAGGGCAAGAUCAUCACCGUGCCAAAGGCCGACCUUAUUUUCAAGGACAAGGUUACCGGGCGGCCCAUCGACAUCUACAGCCGGUCCGGCCGCGGUGGCUUUGGGGGAGGACGUGGCGGAUUUGGCGGAUCGGGUGACUAUCCAGGCGGAAGCAGGACACCCAUGGGCUCCGGGGGCAGCGAGCGGACGCCGGCAUGGGGUUCCUCGAAGACUGUCGCGCGGACACCAGCGUGGAGUCGUGAUGUCGCUGGCUCACGCACCCCUGCCUGGGGCGAGGGCUCACGAACCGUCAAUCCAUACGAUGGUAACCGCACCGCGUAUGGCGGCGCUACCGCUUACGGUGGUGGCUCUCGCACCCCUGCCUGGACCUCUGGCGCUAAAACGCCCGCACCGGAUGGUUUCGGUCACGGCUCAAAGACCCCGGCCUGGGGCGGCGGUGGGGAUGCGUGGGGCUCCAAGACGCCUGCUUACGGGGUUUCGGCCCCCACACCGGGCGCAAGUGGGCCUGACAGCUGGGGUUACACCCCCGGCGCCAGCGGUGGGUCCAAUGCAUUUGACGCGCCGACUCCCGGGGCCGGGCUUGGCGCGCCCACACCGGCAGCUCUCAAUGCUCCGACCCCUGGCGCCUACUCCGCCCCUACCCCGGCUGCGAUCAUCGCCCCCACACCGGGCGCCUGGCAGGGCGGCUGGGGAGCUGAUACGGCGCCCACGCCUGCGGUUGGCGCACCGACGCCGGCUGCCAGCGGCGGAUAUUAUGGCGCGCCCACGCCUGCUGCGUACGGCGGUGCGCCCGAGACGCCGGCGGCUGGGGAGAUUCGGUAUGCUGAUGAUGACUGAUUGGUUGGUGGGUAUCAAAGGUCCAUACUCGGAUUGGUACUAGCUUGCGUGAACGAGAUAAUCCGAUCCAAAGGAAUUGAGUGUUACUGGCGUUCAUGGUUGGGCUCAGACAGCACAAGGCAGGGUUGACAUAUGGAUGGUUAGGAGGGAUCGUCGACACUAUCAUAGAUUCCGUAGGCCGCCUCUGACAAGGGAGU